UUAACUGCGUAACUCGUGUAGUUACACAAACCCGUUGUAAUAGAGCAAACAACAGCUACCAUAGCUAGUUAGUUUCUAGGAUACAAACAAACCGACUAUAACUCGCCUCUUUCCGUGGUUUGCUUGUUAAGCAGAGAGUAUUGUAGUUUUAAGUAUUGUAGUAUUGUAGUCUGUAUAUUGGUUGGGAUGCCUUUUUGGCCGUUUUGGGAUGGCAGUAAUGACUAGUUGUUUAGCGUACCUCCGUUAUUUGGUGGUAUGAGUGCCUUACCAAACAUCUUCACAUUAUUCAGCUUGAAUAGCUGGUCCAAGUUGAAUGGCGGCUUCCUGGGCAUUAAGAAGGAUCUGCAUGUUCAACUUCUCCUGGACCUGAUGAUGAGUGAUAUGCGUCAGUCGUUGCUACGUCGAGAUGCGCUGAGCGCCGCUAAAGAGGUGCUGUACCAUCUGGAUAUCUACCUGUCUGGCCAGGUUCAGAAUAACCCCUCCCCCUCGGUGGACACGCCCACUCUGGAGCUAGUGGAGGAGUUUAUCCUGCACAGGAGGAUGAGUGCCUUACAGGAGCUGCAGCUGUUGGAGAUCAUGUGCAGCUGUUUCCAGGAACAGAGUCGAGACGCUGUGAGACAACUCAUCUUCUCUGCCCUGUUCACUCUACAAGGUAACCAGGCUGACGAGAGUCGCAUGGCGUUGCUAGGCAAGCUAGUCUCCAUGGCGAUCGCUGUGGGCAGGGUCCCCAUCCUGGAGUGUGCUGCUACCUGGUUACAGCGGUCCCAUCCUGUCUACUGUAGAAGACUAGCCAGAGUGUUGGUGGAUGACUAUUGUUCCCUACUUCCUGGUUCCAUGGUUCCAACCCUCAACAACCUCAGCUGUUCCUGUCCUCCAUUCUGCUGCCAGUUCAUCACUGCUGUUACCACCCUGUAUGACCUCUCUACAGAGGAGUUGACUCCCCCUGUACAGCUGCUACAGAUGGUGGUGUCCUGGAUCCAAGACCAACCUCGAUUGGUCCUCAUCACUCUGCUGAACACACCCCCCUCCUCCAGUCAGCCAAUCGGCUCCCUGGACCUCACACCUCUGGCUGGGCUGGUGCGCUGGUGUGUCAAAGCCCCAUUGGCUUACAGAAGAGACGGGAAGCAGGACUUGGCCAAUGGGAUGACAGAGACUGAGCUGGAGGCAGGGCCUCUCUUCUCUGAGCUACAUCUCAGUGUCCUGCAGGUGUUGCUGCUCCUCCCGGGCGUUCUGAGAGAGAAGGGGCUUCUGGGUCGCCUGGCGUUGCUGCAGCCCGACCAGCUGACUUCUCUGAUCUCUGACCUCUCUGGUCUUCUGGAGGAGCUGAACCCUCUCCACUCGGAUACACAAACACACAUCCAGCUCACUCUGGAUAGGCUGGCCCAGGCCCUGCAGGUGUCCAUGGCAGCAGGGGCGCUGCUCUGCUCUAGAGAGGACCUGAGAGCUCUCUGUUCCCGCCUCCCACACAACAAUUUGCUCCAGCUGGUGAUGUCUGGUCCAGUGCAGCAGAGUGGAUUCUACCCCCACAUCCACACCCCUCCUCUGGGGUACAGCCCCCGGCCCAGCCCCUUAGGACCUCACCCCUCCUCUCACUCUCCCCAUCCCUCCUUCCCUUCUCCACCUUUCCUUCCAAGCAUGGCCUUUCCCUUCCGCCCCAGCCACUAAAGAGAUGUGUGGACACAUGGAAGACAACAUUGGUGUAUACUGAGUAUUUGGACUGUUUGUCAAAUCAAUCUGUUUUACCAUGUUUCAUUAAUAAAUGGUACACCCUUCCACCCAUGUUUUGUAUAAUAAAUUGACCACAGCCUGUAUGCCCUCCCACCUAUGUGUUCAUUAAUAAAUUGACCACAGCCUGUA
Messenger RNA from Oncorhynchus tshawytscha (Chinook salmon), 1857 nucleotides. RefSeq names its product chromosome unknown C7orf26 homolog (gene ints15). The transcript has 11 exons. Lineage: Eukaryota; Metazoa; Chordata; Actinopteri; Salmoniformes; Salmonidae. Bases 256 to 1665 code for a protein of 469 amino acids. The record is from RefSeq and is a predicted model, not a curated record.